AGUGCAGGGGUAUUACAAAAGAAUUGCGCUGACUCAUAGCGAAAGCCUGAACCAAGAGAAAAGGCACAGCUACUGUCCGAUUUCGGAGCGUAAAUUGUAAAGGGGUAAGUUUGGUCUUUGCCACUUUCAAGAUGGCAGCAGGAAGGGGGCGUACGUACGGCGUAGAACCAGGAAAGGGAAACGCGACCGGUCGCCGUGAGGAACAUCUGGACCUUUGCGCACGUGUGUGGCUGGUGCUUUGCGUCAUUUUCUGCUUCGGUUGAGCCACUGCUGCUGAUUCCUACCGAAGAUGGGAAAGAAGGGCAAAGUGGGGAAAAGCCGGAGGGACAAGUUCUAUCACCUGGCCAAGGAGACCGGGUUCCGAUCCCGGUCAUCGUUCAAGCUCAUCCAGUUGAACCGCAAAUUCCAGUUCCUCCAAAAAGCACGAGCUCUAUUGGAUCUGUGCGCUGCGCCUGGAGGAUGGCUCCAGGUAGCUUCAAAAUUCAUGCCCAUUUCCAGUCUGAUCAUUGGAGUUGACCUGGUUCCUAUCAAGCCCAUCCCCAAGGUGAUCACACUGCAGGAAGACAUCACCACGGAAAAGUGUCGCCAGGCCCUCCGCCAAGAGCUGAAGACGUGGAAGGUGGAUGUUGUGCUGAACGACGGGGCUCCCAAUGUGGGAGCCAGCUGGGUGCACGAUGCCUUUUCGCAAGCCAACCUUACCUUGUCAGCCCUCAAACUGGCCUGCGACUUCCUUUCCAAGGGCGGCUGCUUCAUCACCAAGGUUUUCCGCUCCCGGGACUACCAGCCCCUCCUGUGGAUCUUCCAGCAGCUGUUCCACAAGGUGCAAGCCACAAAGCCGCAGGCCUCGCGCAAUGAGUCAGCCGAAAUCUUUGUUGUCUGCCAAGGCUAUUUAGCCCCAGAAAAAAUUGACAGCAAAUUCUUUGACCCCAAGUUUGCCUUCAAGGAAGUAGAAGUCCAGGCCAAGUCUGUGAGUGAACUGGUGUUGCAGAAGAAGGCCAAGGCUGAGGGGUACGAAGAUGGGGCAACAAUUCUCUAUAACCGCUACACACUGACAGACUUUCUGAAGGCUGCCAACCCAGUGGACUUUUUGUCCAAGGCCAGUGAGAUCGUAAUUGACAACAAAGAGCUACGACACCACAGCGCAACUACCGAGGAAAUCUGCCACUGUUGCCAGGACAUUCGUGUUUUAGGUCGCAAGGAACUGCGGGCUCUACUAAACUGGAGGGCAAAGCUCAGGCGAUUCCUUGCCAAGAAGUUGAAAGAGCAAGCCAAGGAAAUGAACAUCAGCUUGAGCUCCGGUGAAGAGGAGGACGAGAUACAGUCUGGUCAAGCCGCUCCAGAGCCGCAGGGUGCAGUUGAGGAGCAAGAAGAAAAGGCAGAGGAGCAGGCACUGGAGCUGCAGUUGGCUGAUCUCAAGGCCCAGGAGAUGGCCGAGCUCAAGCGGAAGAAACGCAAAAUUCUGCGUGAGCGACGACGGCAGCAAGAGCGCGUCGAGCUCAAGAUGGACCUUCCGGGUGUGUCUGUUGCGGAUGAUGGUGAUACGUCAAUGUUCUCCCUACGGGCCAUUGGAAAAAGUCAGCUGCUCCAUGAGGUGGUCCAGGGUGAUAUGGCAGCAGCAGACACCUUCGUGGCGGAUAUGCUGGGCACAGACGACCUGUCCCUCUCGGAGGGGGAAGAAUCCGACAACAUCUCUUUAGCCAGCGAGUUGGAUGAAGAGGAACUGGCUGAGGUCGAGGAACGGGCAAACCGACUGAUGCCAGCUCACGCCCCUGUGAGGGUGGCUGAGGAGGAAGAGGAGGAGGAGGAUGCAGAGGCUGGGAAUCCUCUGUUGGUGCCUCUGGAAGACAAGGAGGAACGUGAGAAGCAUCAGGCCAACCUGUGGUUUGGGAAGGAAGCUUUUGCUGGGAUCGAGGAUGAUGGCGAUGAGGAUUUGGAGAUUGGGCAGGCCCAGAGCCAGGCGGCACCUACAGCGGUUUCCCGAAAAGUGGAAAAGAAGCAGAAACAGGUGUCCAAGCAGGAGGCCACACCAGAGGUGACCCUCGAAGAAGGCCGGGAUUCCGACGGAACCAAAGCCCCAUCUGAAGCAAAGGACUCUGACUCAGACCUGAGCGAUGACAGUGACAGCGAUGAGGAAAGCCUGCAGCCAGCUGCACAUGUCAGAGUGAAGCGUCCCUUGGCCGAGACAGGAGAUAUUGAGGUGGUCCCCAUAGAAGUUCCAGUGAAACGAGCUCGGGUUCUGGACCCUGAAGGACUGGCGCUAGGAGCCAUCAUUGCUGCCUCCCGCAAAGCCACGAGAGAUUUGGUCGAUGGCUCUUUCAACAGGUACACGUUUAACGAGGAGGUGGGUGAGCUGCCCGAAUGGUUUGUCCAGAACGAGCAACAGCACCGGCGCAAAACGCUGCCCGUGGACCGGCAGGCCGUGGAAGAGGCCCGUCAGCGCUGGCGGGAGAUCAAUGCUCGGCCCAUCAAGAAAGUGGCAGAAGCCAAGGCUCGCAAGAAGCGCCGGAUGUUGAAGAAACUGGAGCAGAUGAAGAAGAAAGCGGAGUCUGUGGUGAACACGGUGGACAUCUCAGAGCGGGAAAAGGCUGCCCAGCUGCGCAGCAUCUACAAGAAGGCAGGACUAGCCAAGGAAAAACGGAAGGUAACCUAUGUUGUGGCCAAAAAGGGCGCAGGCCGGAAGGUGCGGCGCCCUGCAGGUGUGAAAGGUCAAUUCAAGGUGGUGGACAGCCGUCUCAAGAAGGACACAAGAGCCCAGAAGCGGAAAGAACAGAAGCCAAAGCGCCGGCGACAGAAGUGAAGGAUUGUUGUAGUACCGCAACAUUUUGCAGUUGUACCAAGACCAGCAGUCCACAGAUGUGGUGGUUCGUGGAUCAGUUCAAGUGAAAUGAGGUGUGUAGACAUGGGACAAUUUGACCUCAUCUUCGAUGCCUUCCCUUCAGGAGUGGUGUUCUUUGUCAUUAAAUCAUUUUUUCCCACACAA
Messenger RNA from Sphaerodactylus townsendi, 2980 nucleotides. RefSeq names its product FtsJ RNA 2'-O-methyltransferase 3 (gene FTSJ3). The record is from RefSeq and is a predicted model, not a curated record. Lineage: Eukaryota; Metazoa; Chordata; Lepidosauria; Squamata; Sphaerodactylidae. Gene Ontology annotation, cellular component: preribosome, large subunit precursor; nucleus; nucleolus. Gene Ontology annotation, biological process: rRNA methylation; maturation of LSU-rRNA from tricistronic rRNA transcript (SSU-rRNA, 5.8S rRNA, LSU-rRNA); maturation of 5.8S rRNA from tricistronic rRNA transcript (SSU-rRNA, 5.8S rRNA, LSU-rRNA). Gene Ontology annotation, molecular function: rRNA (uridine-2'-O-ribose)-methyltransferase activity; rRNA (guanine) methyltransferase activity. The transcript is spliced from 22 exons. The coding region runs from base 290 to 2797 and encodes 835 amino acids.